AUGGCACCUGUAAACGUCCGCUUGAAUCGUUUCGGCGUGGUGAUAUUUGUUUUAGCAACUUUGUGCAUUUUAUUUUAUUUGUUUGGGCUGCCAUGGUUCUUUCCAGGCGAGCCUAGAGUUAGCAUGAAAGAACUGUUGUCUGUCAGUAUUGUAUUGGCACAACGCGGUGGAAAAAUCGUACGUGACAUCGCCAUUAACAACAAUCGUACACUUGAUACAAAGCAAAAAGGGUUGACACGUGAGGGAAAGAAAGAACUAGUGACGAGAAGUGAUGUGGAAUCUCACAAAGCUAUUUACUAUGGGUUUGCAAAAGCUUAUCCUGGGAUGCAGGUCAUUUCCGAAGAACAUGAUACCGAGCCUAUUAGCCUGUCUGCCAUUCCUGAGGUGACUAAGAAGCUUGAAGAAGUUGAGAAUAUUAUUAAAAGUGACCAGUCGAUUGCGAUGAAAUCCAUUUCAGUGUGGGUCGACCCACUGGAUGCCACCCAGGAGUAUACAGAGGGAUUGUAUAAAUACAUAACUACAAUGGUCUGUAUUGUUGUUAAUGGGGAACCUACAAUUGGAGUCAUUCACAGACCUUUUGAAGGAGAUACGGUUUGGGCCUGGGUUGGUUAUGGACACUCAGCAAAUAUUGAGAAAGCUGCUAAGAAGCCUGAAGGCCAUCAGAAAAUAAUUGUCUCUCGCUCUCAUGAAGGAACCGUAGCGUCGGUGGUGCAGAAAGCAUUUGGAGAUGCAGAAAUCAUCCAUGCAGGGGGUUCAGGAUACAAGACACUGGAAGUGCUCCGAGGAAAUGCUGAUGCCUACAUUCACGUAACACAAAUAAAGAAGUGGGACAUAUGUUCUGGUAAUGCUAUUCUCAGUGCCCUGGAUGGGAAGAUGACAACACUGGAGGGGAACUAUCUCAACUAUUCCCCGAGACUUGACGUCAAGAAUGACAAGGGACUGCUAGCUACAAUACACAACCACCAUCAAUUCCUCGAACAUCUAGAACCCGCGGCUGAAGAUCUCAAGAAAAACACUAAAACGAAGAGCUGAUAAUCUGUACAGUUUUAGUAUUCAAUGAUCAUUCUUGGACAAUCAUCAUAUAAUAGUGGCAAAUCCAGAAGAGUAACCAGAUGCAGACAUACAGACACUUGGCACAUAUCACACACACACACACACACAAACAUCACAAUUAACACACUCAUACAUACAUACAUUAACAUAUCACACACACACACACAUAC
Molecule: messenger RNA, 1223 nt
Organism: Gigantopelta aegis
Lineage: Eukaryota; Metazoa; Mollusca; Gastropoda; Neomphalida; Peltospiridae
Product: inositol monophosphatase 3-like
Exons: 5
Coding region: 1-1032 (343 amino acids)
Cellular component (GO): endomembrane system
Molecular function (GO): 3'-nucleotidase activity
Source: RefSeq, a predicted model, not a curated record